ACUUUGGAACAGAUAUACCAGCUCUCUUCUUGUUCCAAUUCCUGUUUCUUCUCCCAACCUAAUCUACAAAAAUAAUUCUUCUAUCGUAAGUUGCCAUGACUGACAUAAUUCAGAUCCAGGCCCCAACAUACGGGAAUCUUAUCACUGUUCUUAGCAUCGAUGGAGGAGGGAUUAGAGGAAUUAUUCCUGCUACAAUCCUUGCCUUCUUGGAGUCACAGCUUCAGGAGCACGAUGGAGUGGAUGCAAGGCUUGCGGAUUACUUCGAUGUGAUUGCUGGAACUAGCACUGGCGGCCUUGUGACUGCCAUGUUAACUGCACCAAACGAGAAGAACCGGCCUAUCUUCGAAGCUAAAGAUAUCAAGGCCUUUUAUUUGGAGCACAGCCCUAAGAUCUUCCCACAACCUCGAGGACCUAUUGAUGGAGCUUUUAACGCUUUCAGACUAUUUAGCGGACCCAAGUAUGAUGGAAAGUAUCUUCACCAGACUAUUAAGGAAAGACUAGGGAGCUUGAGACUGCACCAGACCUUGACAAACGUGGUCAUACCAGCUUUUGAUAUCAAAAAACUUCAACCCACAAUAUUCUCCUCCUAUGAGGUGAAACAUAAUGCUUUAUUGGAUGCUGAGCUAUCUGAUAUUUCCAUUAGUACAUCUGCUGCUCCAACUUACCUUCCUGGACAUUACUUCAAAAUAAAAAAUUCUGAUGGAAAAGUGAGGGAAUUUAACCUUAUUGAUGGUGGUGUUGCAGCUAAUAAUCCGGCAUUGGUUGCUAUGUCAGAAGUAACAAAGGAGAUUUUUAGAGGGAACACUGAUUUCUUCCCAAUCAAGCCUACAGAUUAUGGUCGGUUUUUAGUCAUCUCAUUAGGAACAGGUACAGCAAAGAACGAGGAAAAGUUUGAUGCCAAGGAGUCAAGUAAAUGGGGAGUUCUGGGUUGGUUGCUAAGUGGCGGUUCAAAUCCAUUAGUCGAUGCCUUCACUCAAGCAAGCAGUGAUAUGGUUGAUAUCCAUAUAUCUGUGGUCUUCCAAGCCCUACAUUCUGAUUCUAAAUAUUUGAGAAUUCAGGAUGAUACAUUAAAAGGGACAGUAUCUUCAGUCGAUGUAGCAACAAAAGAAAAUUUGGAUAGUCUUGUUAAAAUUGGUGAAGAGCUUUUGAAGAAACCUACUUCAAGAAUAAAUCUUGAGACAGGUGUAUAUGAACCUGUAGACAAAGAAACAAAUGAACAAGCACUUAAAAGGUUUGCUAAGAUACUUUCCGAAGAACGAAGGCUUCGGGAGAUGAGAUCGCCAUACACAAAGGCUUCAAAAGAGCAAUAAUAAAUAUCUUUGAUUUAUCAAUCAUUUUAUUAUCAAAAUACCACGUCAUAGUUCACAACUAAUGCAGUAGGGAUGUUUCUUUUGAAUUUAUGUUAUGCACGCAUGUUGUUAUAUUUCAGUAUCAAAGUCCUAAUAAAAAUGUGUAAUGUUUUGAUUUUAAUAUUAUUAUUGGAUAAACGUACAAAUAUUUCAAUAAAUUUUCA
Messenger RNA from Phoenix dactylifera (date palm), 1513 nucleotides. Its product is annotated as patatin-like protein 2. The record is from RefSeq and is a predicted model, not a curated record. Gene Ontology annotation, biological process: lipid metabolic process. Lineage: Eukaryota; Viridiplantae; Streptophyta; Magnoliopsida; Arecales; Arecaceae. Gene Ontology annotation, molecular function: monoacylglycerol lipase activity; glycerophospholipase activity.